Molecule: messenger RNA, 1297 nt
Organism: Symbiodinium necroappetens
Lineage: Eukaryota; Dinophyceae; Suessiales; Symbiodiniaceae
Source: the annotation of a GenBank genome assembly
GUGCCACGCCAAGCUGCACCCAAAUGGCCGCCGAAACCUGGCGCAGGUCUACAGGCAGAUCUGGAAGGACGUGAGCAAGCUUCGUGUUCUCGUGGUUCCGUCGGAGCUUGAGCUCGGGCCAGUGGUGUCCAGCCCCUUUGACGCCGUCGACAAGAUGCUGCCCGACCGCUCCAUCGCGCCGGACAAGCGUAUCGUUCACGACCAACGGGUCAUCAACGAGGGCACCCACAAGGAGUGGCAUCCCCCGGCAAUUCAACCGAGGCACGAGCAGGUGGUGCUGAUGAGCAAGAAGGAUGUGGCCGGCGCUUUUCGUCUCCUGUGGGUCGACCCGGGCGACGUGGAGCUGUUUGCGGGGGACUUGCCGUGGGUCCCGGAGGAAAUGGAGGAGGGCGAGCCAGUGGACCACGUGGCGAUGACGAUCGUCUAUUUGGUGAGCUCAUUCGGGUUUUCGGGGUCACCUGGCGAAUGGACGGUCUGGGGCAAGGCUACGGAGGAGUUCUUGAGACAACAUUGCCCCGCGUGCCCGCGCCGGGACCUAUCCUGGGGCUUUGAGAGCCGCAUCCUUGUGGAUGACAACGUGCUGGUGGAGCCAAUGGUUGGUUUGAGGCCCUGGGUUGCAAGCGAGGUUUACGAGCUGGGGGUGAAGACGCUACUGGGCGAGGCCGCUGUGAACUGGGAGAAGGACCUGAUUGAAGGCCCGUUCCGCACGUUCCAAACGGUGUGGGGCCUCGACAUGGACACCGCCACGGAGGAGAUCCACUUGCCCGAGCGGAGGAUCAUCAAGGGCGCCACCCUGUUGAAUGAGCCGGCGUUUGAGUAUGGGAACAAGGACCUCACUGUUCGGGCUGUGCAGCGUUUCCGGGGCAUAGCUACGGGUUGGACAGUCAUUGUCAAGGGCUUGAAGAACGAGUUGAAGGCGGCCGAUCGCUUCAUCGGCGGAGACCGUGACGGAGGUGCAAGAGUCGAACCUAAGGUCACCGACCCCGCGGACGAGGAGGCGAUCGACGAAGCUUGGCGCGACUUGUGGGAGCUCUUUGAAGAGUCAAGAUGGUUGUGUGCAAGGCCGGAAACCUGGUCGGCAAAGUUCGGCGCUGGUAUGCGAGAGCUUCUUCCAGUUCGUGAACGGUUGGCUCUACCGGGAGAAUGGGAGGCGGGCACCGUGUUCGUCUCUUCGGACGCGACCAAGACGAUGAUCGCCGCGAUCGACUGGACCAACGGCCAGGUGAUGCGAAUGCCCGCCAGGGCGGCGGCGGCCUGGGUUCAGCAGUGCGGAGAUGAGGAUGAGGUCGCGAUCCAC